Leishmania mexicana MHOM/GT/2001/U1103 is the source of this 678-nucleotide messenger RNA. RefSeq lists its product as hypothetical. Gene Ontology annotation, cellular component: EMC complex. Gene Ontology annotation, molecular function: carbohydrate binding. The record is from RefSeq and is a predicted model, not a curated record. Lineage: Eukaryota; Euglenozoa; Kinetoplastea; Trypanosomatida; Trypanosomatidae. The transcript has a single exon. Bases 1 to 678 code for a protein of 225 amino acids.
AUGCUCCGUUUGACGCGUCUGGGACUUGUGGCGGCGCUGCUGCUGGUCUUCCUUGCCGUAUUGUCGGUGUCUGCUGAAGAGGGCACCGUCACCUACUACGGCCAGCUGCGGUUGCCGCCAACCUACCUGCGUCACCCUGACUGCUUCGAGGCUCUCAACGACAUCCAGCCGGGGAGUGUGCUGCUAUACAAUGGCAAGCACCGGUUUGUCGUACCCACAGCCCGUGACGGCACCUUCAGCGUGUACAAGCUGCCGUACGGCACAUACAUCUUGCAGGCGGAGUACCACUACUUCGUGUUCCCGACCGUGCGCGUCGAGGUCAUGUACCGCGACACCGGCGACGACCAGAAAGAGACCUUCAUCCGCACCUCGGCGAACGACUACCCUGUGCGCCACCUCGAGGGCAGCGGGCUCGACGAGGAGAGCCCUGCGGUGAUCCCCUUCUCUGGGUAUCACAACUACUACAUCCCCCGCCAGCAGAUGGAUAUCGUGAGCCUUCUCAAAAGCCCCAUGGUGAUUAUGUUGCUCAUCUCGGUGUCGCUGAUGGGCCUCAUGAAGCUGUUUCCUGAGGAGGAGAUUCGUGAGUCGCAGAAGAUGACACGCGAGUGGCAGAGGAAGCUGGUGAAAAGCGUGUCGACCGACAAGGCUGGCGCCAAGCCGAAAACCAUCACCAAGUAG